Molecule: messenger RNA, 1270 nt
Organism: Hypoxylon trugodes
Lineage: Eukaryota; Fungi; Ascomycota; Sordariomycetes; Xylariales; Hypoxylaceae
Exons: 2
Coding region: 215-1186 (323 amino acids)
Source: RefSeq, a predicted model, not a curated record
UCACAGGGGGAUUAAGAUAGGUUGAUUACCUAGGUAUAUCCCAGCUUGUGUGGUGCGGUGCGGCAGUUAGAGCAGUACGUGCAGUACUUUUCAAAAAAGAGGUGGAAGGAUUUCCAAGGUUAACAGUUGAAGAGGGAAAAUCGAUAAGGGAUAAGGAAGGAUAAGGGAGGAUAAGGCCCUAGGUACCUAGAAACCUCCACUAAAAAAAGUCGCUAUGGAAGUCGAGAUUGGACCAAGCUCGCCUGCCGCGAUUACGCUUUCCGGCUUCCCACAGGCCAAUCCUAGAGCUGUGCAUCUCCCCGCGGUCGCUCCCGCUGCCAUCGGCGUUCCAGUCGCUUCCACGAGAACCCAUAAUUUUGAUUAUCCCAGUUCUUAUUCUAAUUCUUAUCCCAAUCCCAAUUCCUAUUCCAGUCAUUCCCGUCCCGAUGCCUGUUAUUCCAAUUCAGAAAUACUACAACAACAGGGACGAAAUCUCGAUGUAGGAGGUGGAACGCGCAAGAUGCGCAAGAGGAAAGCUGAAUCCCAGGAUAAUGAGCGACUAUCUAAACGACUAAGUCUUCUCAAUCUUGAACAAAAUGGCCAAAAGCUAUACGUCCCGGUCGAGAGCCCCAAGCUCAGACCGACCGAAUCCGCCUCUCUAACUCAGAUCCCUGAAGACGAUACGAUGCAACUCGAUGACUCCAAGCACAAAGUAUACAUUUACAACCUAGACGACGAACUCACGGACAGCGAGUCGGAUAGCGAUACCAGCGGGCGCCUGGUCUUCCUGCCAGACAUCGAGAAGCACCUAAUGCAAACCCGCAUUCCGCCGUCUAUCCUAGCCAAUAAGGAUGGCGAGAUCGCCGGCAUGCAGAUGGUCCUGUACAGUGAACCUAGUUCGCUGACCGUGCCCCAGGAGAAGGACAGUGUGCGGAAAGCGAUCAUUGAGUCGAGGCAGAGAGUCAGGGAAAAACAAAAAGAGGAGCGCGAACAACAGCACCAGCAGGCUACAUCUGGAUCCGCCUCCUCCAAUUCUGCGACUCCUGCAUCAUCGACGUCGCAAACCGUCACUGCUCCACCCGUAUUCCCUGCGUCGAAUAAUGGGCCGAAUACGAUGAACGGUUUCGCACAUCACAAUGGAGCCGCGGUGGGUACUACUACGACGAAUUACAACUACGACGAUCCGGACGCCAUGGAAGUGGAUUAGAAAGAAAGAAAUAGAAAAAAGGAAGGACAGAAGGGUCGAUGAUACACAUACACACGUGCGGAAUUAUAUGGAGUUUGGGUUUUA